UCAGAUUCUCCAGUUCACAAAGUUUUCUCCAGCCUCCAGGUCUUUGCAUCACCCUGAUCACACUACAAAGCAGCCUGCGGGUGUGGGCAGCCACCACAAGAAACUUGUGAAGAAGGAAGAUUCUCAGGCCCCAGCCCAGACCCACCAGAAACGGGGGUCCAGCCCUGCCACAGAGUUUUAACAACCCCUCCAGGGUUCUGAGGCACCAAGGCUGGAACGCUGACGCACUCCUCGCGGUAAACUGUACUGCAUCUUUGUCUCCUCCCCCUGCCGGCUGUAGGUCCACAGUGGCCAGGAUGGGUCCACAUCUUGUGGUCAGUGUCCCUGGUAUCUCCUUGUACAUGCCAUCACAAAAAACGGGAGCCAUCACAAGCUGGAAUCGAGUAAGCCACAUUUUGUAAGCCACACUAUCUCCUCAGGCGUCCUCUCUUUGUUGAGUGCCCUGAAUUGACACCCAAGUGCUCCUAAAGGCUUGUGGAAGUAUUCCAGCUGUCCCUGUGUAAGUCCAGGCUGCGAGGUCUCACGCUGAGGGGAAAGGAGGGUCUCUUAGAAGGUGAAGGGAACAAGACAAGCAGAGGGUGCUCCCUCAGGGGAAGGCCCGGGGCCUGCAGCAGCAGGGGCGCUAAGCGGGUGUACGUUCUCCCACAGGGAAGUCUUCUCCUUCGGAGAGACUGUGGAAGGGCCGAUGGGACUCUGCCCAGGAGCUGUCCCCAUGACUGAGGCUGCAGAGAACUGAGCAAGAAGCGGCCAGGCCGGGAAAGGCUCAGGACUGGGCGGCCGCAGAGGUCAGAGACCAUGGGGACCGGCACCUGACCUCUUGUCUUCCGCUGAGGGAGAGAACUGAAGAGAAAACAAGGGCGCCUCUCCUCCUCGCCCCUCUCUCACCUCCGUUUCUCACUCUCAGACUCCCAUCUCCUCCCGCGUGGUCUCCGGGUAACAAAGCCGCUGGGUCCAGCCCCGCGCAUGGCUGAUGGGGUGCGGGGUGCGGGGUGGGGGGAAGCGCAACGGGUUUCCCGGCGAUAGUGGCCAACGGAAUGGCUUCCCUGCAGAGGGCCCCGAGGCCCAGAGGGCCUCCUCAGAGGCGACGGUGACCCGCAUGAGCAUCCCUGCUCCGCAGGAGGGUCCCGCGCAGGUAUCUGGCCCGCACUGCCCGGGGCUGGGCGGCGGGGCGGCGGGGACCCGCGGACGCGGAGAUCCGGGCAGCGGGCCCUGAACGCCGGAGGCAUGGCCGCGAGGGCGGCCCCGGGCCUGGAGGGGCACCCCCAGCACGAGCAGAUCUCUCAUACAAAGCUUUCUGCGGAUGAUCAGUGGAACCUGCAGCAGGAGAGGAUGUACAAGAUGCACCGGGGACAUGAGUCCAUGCACGUGGAGAUGAUCCUGAUCUUCCUCUGCGCCCUGGUCGUUGCCCAGAUAGUGCUGGUGCAGUGGAGACAGAGGCACGGCCGCUCCUACAACCUGGUGACCCUGUUGCAGAUGUGGGUUGUCCCUUUGUAUUUCACGAUAAAACUUUACUGGUGGCGAUUUCUGUCUAUGUGGGGGAUGUUCUCAGUUAUUACCAGCUACAUCCUCUUCAGAGCUACCCGAAAACCCCUCUCAGGGAGAACACCACGAUUGGUUUACAAAUGGUUUCUUCUAAUCUACAAACUCAGCUAUGCAUUUGGUGUUGUGGGUUAUUUGGCUAUCAUAUUUACAAUGUGUGGAUUCCAUUUAUUUUUCAGAAUCAAAGCUAGAGAUUCCAUGGAUUUUGGCAUCGUGUCCUUGUUCUAUGGCCUCUACUAUGGAGUAAUGGGGAGAGACUUUGCAGAGAUCUGUUCGGACUACAUGGCUUCUACUCUAGGGUUCUACAGCGUCAGUGGGAUGCCCACCAGGAGUCUGUCGGACGACAUCUGCGCUGUGUGUGGGCAGAAGAUCAUUGUGGAACUUGAUGAAGAAGGGCUCAUUGAAAACACCUACCAGCUUUCAUGCAAGCAUGUCUUUCAUGAAUUCUGCAUCCGAGGUUGGUGUAUUGUUGGUAAAAAGCAGACGUGCCCUUACUGCAAAGAGAAGGUCGAUUUGAAGAGGAUGAUCAAUAACCCGUACGGCAGAAAACACUGUUUUCCCUAACUACCUAUUUCAAAGUGACUUGUCCCUUUUCUUGCCCAUGUCUGCGUUACUAUUCCAGCUAAGUUAAAUGCCAAAAAAGAUACAUUCUACUCUUUGUAUUCCACUUAUUCCACUAUAAGGACUUUAGUGAAAAUGUGAUGGGACAUUGCAAAUAUGGAUAAUAUGAAUAUAUGGAAGGAUAAGAUAAGUAGGUAGGCAGAUAAAUGGAUGACAGAUAGGCAGAGAGACAGAUGAUAAAUAACGGGUGGAUAAGAUGAGUGGAUGGGGAGGAAAAUAGAAUAGAAAAUUUAAAAGCCCCAACUGUGAACUAGAAUAUAGAAAAGUAUUUUUAAGGUGUACCAAAUUGUAUUAUUUCCAGAAUUAGUAGGGUUUUUCCCCCUGAAUUUUGGCUUCUUUAAUU
Bubalus bubalis (water buffalo) is the source of this 2503-nucleotide messenger RNA. It is a transcript of the gene RNF175, whose product is annotated as ring finger protein 175. The record is from RefSeq and is a predicted model, not a curated record. Bases 1225 to 2103 code for a protein of 292 amino acids. Gene Ontology annotation, molecular function: metal ion binding; ubiquitin protein ligase activity. The transcript is spliced from 9 exons. Lineage: Eukaryota; Metazoa; Chordata; Mammalia; Artiodactyla; Bovidae. Gene Ontology annotation, cellular component: endoplasmic reticulum membrane; Golgi membrane.